This is a messenger RNA of Truncatella angustata, 300 nucleotides long. RefSeq lists its product as uncharacterized. The record is from RefSeq and is a predicted model, not a curated record. Bases 1 to 300 code for a protein of 99 amino acids. The transcript is spliced from 2 exons. NCBI's taxonomy places the organism in Eukaryota, Fungi, Ascomycota, Sordariomycetes, Amphisphaeriales, Sporocadaceae.
AUGUCUUCCUAUGCACAAGAGACCAACGAGGUUCCCUCGGACAACUCCUACGUCUCCCGCCAGGGCCACAAAAGCGAGCCCCUCGGCGUCGUUUCCGACGAGACCAACGUUGAGGAUCCCAUCGACGCUAACACCGCCGACUCUGAUGCACAGCUCGAGCGAGACGACAGGGAGGCCAUCAGUAAGGACAACAUCAUCGACGAGCGCACUCGCGGCGCAAAGCCCCAGUCUGGAUACCAGGAGCCCGGCGAUACCGAGGGUCUGCCAGAAGACUCUGGAAAGAGCGCCGUUGCUCAGUAG